AAAAUCAAGUGUUCUUGCAUCAACACAUGGGCAUGGCUCCCCUCUUCCGCUCGUUGCCCCUCCUCGUCCUCCUGAUCGCCCUGUCCAGCACCGCAUUGCCUUCCUCCCGUGCUACGUCCAGCGAUGGAGACAACCAUGACCUGCUGAUGCUGGGUAGGUUCCACCUGUGGAUGUCAGCGCAUGGCCGGUCAUACCAUAGUGCCGCCGAGAAGCUGCUGCGGUUUGAGGUGUACCGUCGCAACGUGGACUUCAUCGACGCCUCUAACAGGGACGCCGAGAGGCUCGGCUAUGAACUCGGUGAAAACGAGUUCACCGACCUCACCAACAAGGAGUUCAUGGCACGGUAUGUCGGAGAUGCUUAUGGUGGCGCCAGUGCUGGUGAUGAUCUCAUCACUACUUUGGUCGGAGAUGUCACGGAGGGGGUGAUAUCAUCCAAAAACUUUGUCGAGGAGGAUCGUAAUUUGACGAUGACUGCCUCUGACCCUCCCCGGCAGUUCGACUGGAGGAAACAUGGUGUCGUCACCCCUGCUAAGCAACAAGGGGCAUGUGGAUGCUGCUGGGCAUUUGCUGCAGCUGCGACGGUGGAGAGCUUGAACAAGAUAAAUGGCGGGGAGCUGGUAGACCUGUCUGUGCAGGAGCUCGUGGACUGCAGCUCGGGUGUCUUCAGCUCGCCAUGUGGCUACGGGUUUCCCAAGAGUGCACUUCAAUGGAUCAAAUCAAAAGGCGGUCUCCUCACGGAGGCCGAGUACCCCUACUUGGCCAAGCGAGGCAGAUGCACAGUGCAAGACGCCGCCCGACGCAUCGGCAAGAUCACCGGCGUCCAGGAGGUGCAGCCGGGGAGCAGCGAGAGCGCGCUGGCGCUGGCCGUGCUCGGGAGGCCGGUGGCCGUCCAGAUCGACGGGAGCGGCCCCGUCCUGCAGAACUACAAGUCCGGCGUGUACAAGGGGCCAUGCGCCACCAGCCAAAACCACGUGGUGACGCUGGUCGGCUUCGGAGUCACCGGCGCCGGAGAAGAGUACUGGAUGGCCAAGAACUCGUGGGGGGAGACGUGGGGUCAGAAGGGCUUCUUCUUCGUGCGCAGGGGAGCCGACGGGCCCCGCGGGCUGUGUGGCAUCGCCAUGUACGGUGCCUACCCCGCCAUGUAGUUAGUAUAUCGGCAUAUUGUCUGCGCGCUGGGUAUAUAUAUGACGGGUAGCGUAAUGUGCAACUAAAAUAAGCUGCAUCAAUGCAUUUGCACGCACAUCCUGGCUGUGCGAAUGAUGAUGACACGGAUGGAUGGCUGGAUCUAUCCUAAAUUACUUUGGCACCGUAUCUACAGAUGGUACGAUACAGUACUAUUUAUAUGUGUGUAGUCCUACGUGGGUUGUGAUGUGUCUGUUUUGUCAGGUGUACAUGUUUGAAAUGUAAGUGCAAGUUCUUAA
Triticum aestivum (bread wheat) is the source of this 1421-nucleotide messenger RNA. Its product is annotated as ervatamin-B-like. Gene Ontology annotation, molecular function: cysteine-type peptidase activity. The record is from RefSeq and is a predicted model, not a curated record. Gene Ontology annotation, biological process: proteolysis. Bases 27 to 1145 code for a protein of 372 amino acids. Lineage: Eukaryota; Viridiplantae; Streptophyta; Magnoliopsida; Poales; Poaceae. The transcript has 2 exons.